Molecule: messenger RNA, 906 nt
Organism: Plectropomus leopardus (leopard coralgrouper)
Lineage: Eukaryota; Metazoa; Chordata; Actinopteri; Perciformes; Serranidae
Source: RefSeq, a predicted model, not a curated record
GAACCUACCAAGGUCAGUGGCUGGGCGGGAUGCGUCACGGCUAUGGCGUGCGGCAGAGUGUACCGUACGGCAUGGCGGCCGUCAUCCUCUUCCCGCUGCGAACAUCCAUAAACUCCCUCCGCUCCGAGCACAGCCACGGCCCUCCGGCUGUGUUGGAGGACGGCACCGCCACCACGCCAACGGACGGGGUGGUGGCCGGGCUGGCGGGGAGCCCUGUGGGCCGGGGUGGGUUCGCCCUGACGGCUCCGAGCGAAGCAGAGCGCCAGAGGAAGAGGAAAGGCCGCUUCCGGCAGUCCAUCCUGAGCGGCCUGAAGCUGCGGCGCUCUGAGUCCAAAAGCUCGUUGGCCAGUCAGCUCAGCAAGCAGAGCUCCUUCUGCAGCGAGGCCGGCAUGAGCACCGUCAGCUCCGCCGCAUCGGACAUCCACUCCAACGCCAGCGAGAGCGAACAGGGCGCCCCCGUGGACGCCACUGUCACUGAGAUGUACGCCGGUGAGUGGCGGAGCGACCAGAGGGCCGGCUGGGGCGUGAGCCGGCGCUCCGACGGCCUGCGUUACGAAGGCGAAUGGGCAGCGAACAAGAGGCAUGGGUACGGGUGCACCACCUUCCCCGAUGGCACCAAGGAGGAGGGGAAGUACAAGCAGAACGUGCUGGUGAGCGGGAAACGCAAGAACCUGAUCCCACUGAGGGCCAGCAAGAUCCGGGAGAAGGUGGACCGCGCCGUGGAGGCCGCGGAGAAGGCUGCGGACAUCUCCAAACAGAAAGCGGAGAUUGCCAUGUCCAGGAUGAGCCACGCUCGUGGGAAGGCGGAGGCGGCUGAAGGAGUGGCGCAGAAGGCCAUGGAGGAGUGUCGACUGGCCCGGAUCGCUGCCAAAGAGCUCUCUCCCUCCUUCCACAUCUACGGGAACG